AUUUUCUGAUAUUGGUGGAGAAUGGAACAAAAGCUGGGCACUGCCUUCUCAUGGAAGCCAGGGACCUGGUCCUUAAGGGAAAGGAGAAGUCACCUCUGGACCCUCGGCCUGGUUUUGUCUUUGCCCCAUGUCCCCAUGAACUUCCUUGUCCCCAGUUGACAGCCUCUAAGCCCCUGGCCUGUAGCUUUUCCCAGGCUUACCAUCCCAUCCCCUUCAGCUGGAGCAAGAAGCCAAAGGAGGAAAAGUUCUCGAUGGUAAUCCUUGUCCGGGGGUCUCCAGAGGAAGCCCAUCGCUGGCCCCGGAUCACUCAGCCUGUCCUUAAACGGCCACGCCAUGUGCACUGUCACCUGUGCUGUCCAGAUGGGCAUAUGCAGCAUGCUGUGCUCACAGCCCGCCGCCAUGGCAGGGAUUUGUAUCGCUGUGCCCGUGUCAGCUCCUGGGGAGAUCUUUUACCUGUGACCACGUCGCCUGAGCUUCUUCCAUCCCCUGUUGAAGAUCCCCCUGAGAGUUGA
Eptesicus fuscus (big brown bat) is the source of this 512-nucleotide messenger RNA. Its product is annotated as methyltransferase-like protein 17, mitochondrial. NCBI's taxonomy places the organism in Eukaryota, Metazoa, Chordata, Mammalia, Chiroptera, Vespertilionidae. Gene Ontology annotation, molecular function: structural constituent of ribosome; methyltransferase activity. The transcript is spliced from 6 exons. Gene Ontology annotation, cellular component: mitochondrial small ribosomal subunit. Gene Ontology annotation, biological process: translation. The record is from RefSeq and is a predicted model, not a curated record. The coding region runs from base 51 to 512 and encodes 153 amino acids.